CUACCUUCCAACUCAAACCCACACUCCACUCCACUCCACCACAACCACAAUUAACCAACCAAAACCAAGAAGAAAGGGAUAAUCAAUCAAAAUGGCCGACAAACUCCGCACGAUCCAAAACCUCGAGGCGAUGCAAGCGCGGUACAUCGGUACUGGCCACGCCGACACGACGAAAUACGAAUGGGUAUCGAACAUUGUCCGGGAUAGCUACGCCUCGUAUAUUGGUCAUCCGCCUAUGUUGUCGUAUAUGGCGUUGGGAAUGGGCGAGUCGAAGGAAAAGGUUCGCGCGGCGAUGAUUGAGAAGAUGGUUAGAGGCGCGGGGAAUCCGCCGGAGACGCAGGAAUAAUCUAUUACUACUGCUCAUAGAGUGAUUGGUGGUGGGGUUUGAGGAUUGGGUGAGAUGAGAUGAUAUGAAGGAGUUGAGUGUUUGAUGAUGAUGAUGGGAUAUUGUGGAAUGGGAUAGAUGAUGGAUGGUGGGAUUGUGUCAUGCAGAUGCAUCUGCUACGGACACUUGCAUACUACUGGAGUUCAAUGGUGGGUUAAUGGCGUUGGCGUGGAGGUUUCAUGCAUUACAUUAUGUUAAGGAUAUGGAUAAGAUGAGAUAAUAUCAAUCAAUUAUCUCAUGCACAACGCUAC
Aspergillus eucalypticola CBS 122712 is the source of this 636-nucleotide messenger RNA. RefSeq names its product splicing factor 3B subunit 5 family protein. The record is from RefSeq and is a predicted model, not a curated record. The transcript has 2 exons. Gene Ontology annotation, biological process: mRNA splicing, via spliceosome. Gene Ontology annotation, cellular component: U2 snRNP; precatalytic spliceosome. The coding region runs from base 92 to 346 and encodes 84 amino acids. NCBI's taxonomy places the organism in Eukaryota, Fungi, Ascomycota, Eurotiomycetes, Eurotiales, Aspergillaceae.